Messenger RNA from Solanum verrucosum, 629 nucleotides. Its product is annotated as 18.1 kDa class I heat shock protein-like. Lineage: Eukaryota; Viridiplantae; Streptophyta; Magnoliopsida; Solanales; Solanaceae. Bases 9 to 629 code for a protein of 206 amino acids. Gene Ontology annotation, biological process: response to heat; response to hydrogen peroxide; protein folding. The transcript is spliced from 2 exons. The record is from RefSeq and is a predicted model, not a curated record.
UCUAAUUAAUGGCACAUUACGGGGAUCACAGAGGAGGGACUAAUUUGACAAGUUCAGCCAAUUCAGUAUAUGAAGAUAUUGAACCUUCCUCCGGUUGGAUAGAGGAUGCGGAAAAUCAUUAUCUUCUCAUUGAUCUUCCUGGAUUCAAAAGGGAGGAGGUGAAGCUUCAAGUUGACACAUUUGACAAUAUAAAGGUAAGUGGAGAAAGGAAGGUAGGCGAAUAUAAAUUUAUUCGCUUUCAAAAAUCAAUGAAAGCACCUGAAAAAUCGAAAUCUGAGGAUACCAGUGCAAGGCUUGAAGACGGGAUUUUGUUUGUGAUCAUCCCAAAAGAAUUACCAGAAAACAAUGAACGCGACGAGGCAGCAAUUGCUAGCUCUGGUCAUGAAGAGAAUCAACAAGAGGAAAUUGAAAGUUCGAAAGGUCAUGAAAAAGAAAAUGAUAAAGAGGGAUUGAGUAGGGACGAAGAAUUUCAUGAUGCAAAAAUGGCGAAAAAGUGGCACGAGGUUUAUCUAGUGGCAGCAGGAAAAGAAAUUCUGAAGAACAACAAAACAAUUGUAAUUACAGCAUUGCUAGCAUUUUCUUUCGGGGUUUACGUUUCUCAAAAAUAUCAGUCAACUAAAAUCGAUUAA